CGCUGGUGUCGGUGUCGGACGAGGUACGCUCGCGGUGCCACCUCAAGUUCUCCGUGGACCGGGUCCUCUCCAAGGCCAGCUCGGUGGAGAGCUUCGCCGUCGACCUGCACCUCAACCUCAGCCUGCUCCAACAGCAGAGCGCCAGUGCCAGCGCCAGCGCCAGCGACGCCAAGCAGUCGAGCAGCUCCGCCUCGCCGAACCACGUGACGCCGGGCUCGUCUGGCGGCUCGAGCCCGGCGCUGCGCGAGGCGGGCACGCCGGCCGGGCCGCGCGGCGCCGCCAGCGCGCCGGCGCACCCGUCGCCGGCGCCGCCGCCCGCCUGGGAGCGGCUCGAGAGCGGCCUGGAGGCGGCACUGGCGGCGGCUCCGCGGCCGGCCGCGCCGCGCGCCAGUCGCGCCUCCGGACUACAGGGCGGUCUGCGUGCGGCCCGGUUUGGCUCGGAGCUCUGUAAGCCGUGGCGCAGCCUGGACCUGGAGUCGCAGCAGCUGUGCCAUCCUCACCGGCCCGUGUUCAAGACGCAGCGCUCCUCCUCCGUGCCGACGCCCAGCUCCAAGAAGGACGUCCACCUGCAGGCCGCGCUGCACAAGCUGGAGACGUCUUCGGUGCCGUCCAAGGAGCGUUCGGCGCGCGUCUCCGUCUCCAACGAGAACAACCUGCUGCUGGAGCCCGAGGUGCUGACCGACCCGCAGAUCCAGGUGCUGGCGCUCACCGUGCUCGCCACGCUGGUCAAACACUCGACCGGCGGCGCCGAGACGCGCGUCCUCUACGAGUACCUCGCAGAGGCGUCCGUUGUCUUCCCAAAGGUGUUCCCCGUCAUUCACUGUCUGCUGGACGCCAAGAUCAACCAGGUGCUGUCCAACUGUUACGACAAGGUGAUCCUGACGUGCGUGCAGUGCAUCAUUCAGAACAUGAUCGCCACCGAGCACGAGACCGUCUCGCAGCAGCUGCACUCCAUCCAGGCCUACGGCUUCGGCGGACUCUGGCGCUUCGCCGGGCCCUUCACGAAGUCGACCAGCACGGGCGUGAACGCCGAGCUGUUCCGCAACUGCCUGGAGGCGAUGGUGGAGACGUGCUGGUCGGCCGGCGACCACGAGCCGGACGUGCUGCCCGCCUGUCCGUCACUGCUCUCCGUGUCGUCCACGGUCAACGCCUCCAGCUCUCUGUCCAGCCCCACCGUCGGGUCGCCCACCGAAAAAGUUUGUCCCCAGAACCCGUUCUGAGCGGCGGCGGCGCGUCAAUGCGCCGACCGCAGUCGGACCUCCCCAAGGAUCUCGCGUGGCGCCUGGCCUGGCGCCGGCCCACUCUGCCUGUACCUGACCGUCUCGGGCUGCCAGCUGCUGGCCAACUGAUCAUAGCUACCGGUGCGGCGGCGUUGGCCCGCCCGCCCACCGGCGUGCAUCUCAGUGUGAAGGUGUAUUUGUUGCGGCGCGCGCCGUGUGUUGGUGUGUUCUGUCGCCGGGCCGGCACCGGGGCCGUCUCCCCGCCCACCUCUGUACAUACGCACACACACGCACACAUGUACACCCGCCGCGCGGCGCAGUUAGUCACGGCACCUCGGCAGCAGCUAGUCCACCCGCACCGCACCGCUCCGCUCCGCUCCGCCGCUGGUCCGCUCAGGUAGCCGCGGGGGGCCGAGUCGCCCGCGCGCCGGCCGCAGGGCGCUCAGCUCUCACCCGACCGGGCGACCAGGAGCCGCUGGAAAAGCAUUUAUUCUCACCGUAGCCGCGCCGCCGCUGUCGCCACCGCCGUGUGUUGUGUUGGACGGCGCGUCUGUUAGAGCUGUACUGGUUUGUGGCUGCUGUGGCAGGUCGGUGGGGCCGCCGGUCAGUUUCAGGGUGUCGGUUGGUACGGUCUCGGAGCCCCCCGGUCAGUCGGAGGGCGAUGUGGCUCGGUCAGUCGGGGUCGCGGUGCAGCCAGUCAGUGGAUACACCCUGUGCGGUGUCAGGAGGCCGACGGCUGGGGCGGAGCGCGCCGCCCCGCGUGUCUCAGUGGGCAGCCCUCCGUGCGGUGUGCCGUGCCCCGCCCGCCACUCAGCUGCUGGUAGGCAUCUAUUUUCAAUUGUUAACUCGCUGUAUCUGAAUCGUGUCGGUCGUACGCAGAAAUCUCCGUAUUUUGAUGUCUUUAAGCUGUUCUGCACAUUAAAUGUACUAUUUAUUUUGCCAAAUACAUAUAUCAAAAUGUG
This is a messenger RNA of Amphibalanus amphitrite, 2182 nucleotides long. Its product is annotated as neurofibromin-like. The transcript has 7 exons. The record is from RefSeq and is a predicted model, not a curated record. Lineage: Eukaryota; Metazoa; Arthropoda; Thecostraca; Balanomorpha; Balanidae. The annotation marks the transcript as partial.